UAGAAGAAGACGAAUUAUUUAAUAUGUCAAAUGUCGAUUUCUUUCAUGUUCUUUUUUCUCCCGUUCAAGAUUUGAGAAGUUGCAGUUUUUUCGUAAAAUAGUGCGAGGAAAAUGUCGUCACAUUUGGUUUGGGGAAUUAUCCGCAAUAACAAUGCUUUUCUUUUAAAAAAGAGGAACAUUUCAAAGCCUUUUAGCACAGAACCUAACAAUUUGACAAAUUUAAGCUCAUACAGAUACAAUGGUCUUAUUCAUAAAAAGUCUGUAGGAGUCGUGGAUGCUCCCGAUAAAAAGGGCUUCACUGUAGUCUACAAGAAAGCAAGUAAGCAGAAUAAGCCUAGACAGAACAAUGUCAAAAGAACUAUGAAAGCUGGUCCAAGAAGGUCACUGUACAAGCUGAAACGUCUUUUGAAUGCAAACAAAUAUCGUACAGAUCUCACCAAGGCGGCACUCCGAAGAGCCAGUGCUGUUCUCCGAUCCCAGAAGCCUUUGCCAGCUAAAAAACAAAAGGCCAAGAAAACUGAAUAAGUUGUAAGGAAUAAAAUGAUAUAAUAAAAAUUGAUUUUUUGUCAUCA
Anoplophora glabripennis (Asian longhorned beetle) is the source of this 572-nucleotide messenger RNA. RefSeq names its product 60S ribosomal protein L28 (gene RpL28). Gene Ontology annotation, biological process: translation. Gene Ontology annotation, cellular component: ribosome; cytosolic large ribosomal subunit. The coding region runs from base 112 to 525 and encodes 137 amino acids. Gene Ontology annotation, molecular function: structural constituent of ribosome. The record is from RefSeq and is a predicted model, not a curated record. The transcript has 5 exons. NCBI's taxonomy places the organism in Eukaryota, Metazoa, Arthropoda, Insecta, Coleoptera, Cerambycidae.